Cuculus canorus (common cuckoo) is the source of this 1014-nucleotide messenger RNA. RefSeq names its product activated RNA polymerase II transcriptional coactivator p15-like. Lineage: Eukaryota; Metazoa; Chordata; Aves; Cuculiformes; Cuculidae. Gene Ontology annotation, biological process: positive regulation of transcription initiation by RNA polymerase II. Gene Ontology annotation, molecular function: DNA binding; transcription coactivator activity. The coding region runs from base 356 to 736 and encodes 126 amino acids. The transcript has 6 exons. Gene Ontology annotation, cellular component: transcription regulator complex; nucleus. The record is from RefSeq and is a predicted model, not a curated record.
GAAUAGACCCCCUGCAAGAAGGGAGAAUGUGCAUCAUCCCUUCUACAUAGUCAAAACUAAAAUAGGGUGAUAGAUAAGAUUCACAGACACUGAGGAAGAUUCCAGCACAUUGAGGAGGUUCUCCAGCCCUCAGAUCAUCUCCAUGGCCUCCUCUGGACUCGCUCCAACAGUUGCAUGUCCUCCCUGUGCUGAGGGCUCCAGAGUUGGACGCAGGCCCUUAAGUGGAUCUCACAGAGCGGAGGGUCCCAGCUAUUGGUAGAGGGGGCGUGGUUAAAGAGAGACGGAGCGCCGCCAUUGGCUGAAGUUGUGAUGGGCGUGGCUAAAGUGCGACCGGGACGCACAUAUAAAUCGAGGGAUGCCCAACUCCAAGGACGUGCUGGGGACGAGCAGCUCAGAUAGCAGCCUGGAAGAGGAGGCGGCAGAGACCAAGAAAAGAAAGAAAGAAAGGGCCUCCAAGUUGGAGAAAAAGCUGAAAACUGAAGCCAAACCUUCAAAGGAGAUGGAAAAAUCUGCAGGACAUGGCAGAGAAGAGGAGGACAUGUUCCAGAUUGGGAAGAUGCGUUAUGUCAGAGUGUCCUGCUUCAAGGGGAAGGUGCUUGUGGACAUCAGGGAGUUCUACACUGACAAGGAAGGUGACAUGAAACCAGGGAGGAAAGGGAUUGCCCUGUCUGCGGAACAGUGGAACCAGCUGAAGGAGAUGAUUCCCGAGAUUGAUGCUGCAGUCAAGAAACUAUAAACCGAAAAAUCUUGGGCGCCUUCAAUCCAAUUUCUUUCCCUCGAGUGCACUGACAUCUGUAAAGCCAAAGAUCCUCACUUGGAGCCUUCCUCUCGCCUUGGUGGCGUUUCCUCACUCAGGUGACGGUUAUGCUGGAAAAACUAGAGACUCUUCUGGUUUUGAGCUCAUAACGAGCACCUGGAAUUAGAGCCGGGUGUGGCCUCAAGCUGGGGAGGAACAGGACCCCAGCCUGGCAUUCCAGGGGCAGAUGGUUUCAGUUGGGUGCUUUAACUGCUCUA